AUGACAUUCCCAAGAGUGAAUGGAUCACAGCUACAAGAACGCAAAUGCUAUGGCUUCUGCAAUGGAUCCUGGAGCCGACAUGCCGUCAUUCCUACACUUAUCGAGUUCCCUGUCAAAAGCUGGGAGCUUGUGUCGCUCAUGGAGUUGCUGCCCGACCAUCAAAGCGAUCUUGCAGAAGCCCCCAAGCGGGGUCGACCUCCAAGUUCUCUCAGCUCGAACUUCUACAGACUAAACGAGAAAUGUAACAAGACCAGGUGGUGGACAAUAUGCAAGUACUGCUACGUUGCCCAUGUAAAUGACAAGGCCAGAGUCCCAUUUCCUGUCAGCAUUCACGGCCGAAAAGCUUCCUGGGAGAAGCAUCUGUCUGAUUGCAGUUACUACGUGCAAGCCACCGGCAAGUUACUGAAUAAGGAGAGCGACACCAGCGAGUACGAGGUCAGCCGGUCUAACAAGCUGCAGUGUGCAUCACCACCUGAUUUUACUUCAGCAGAACAGCGGAUGUUCUGGCGACUCUUACUGGAGUUCCAGGCGGAAGCGAUGCUACCGGACUCUUUUGUGGAGUUAAUGUCGUUCAAGCGAUUGCUUACAUUUCUGAACGCUCGAUGUGGAGCUACUGGCGCCGUUCCAAGUCGCCACGUUUUAGGCGGGCGGAAUCGAAGUGGUGCCAGAGUUAAUUUUUUGUCGGAUGUGUGGGAAAAUAUUGCAAAGCAGCAUGUAUUAGGCUGCCAAGUUGCUUUGUUUGGUCGAAUGAUGACACAUGGGUUGGUGCCUACCGGUUCUCGUCACGAUGGGCUAGCAAUUGCCCAACAAAUGGAAGAUGUCAUGGAAGAGUUGAUUGCGUCUCAGUGGAAUGUGGGCUCAGCCGUGACCGAUAAUGCUGGUCAAUGCCGCAGAGCGCGAGGUAUCUUAGCACUCAGAUAUCCCAAUAUUGUGUUUUUAUUUUGCUUUGGCCACGACGUGAAUAACCUCGUUAAAGCAGUUCUCAAAACUGUUUUUAAGCAGGUAUCAGAAGCUGCUGCUGGUGCUGCGAGCUUUCUGAAUACGUCUACCUCUAAAUGGCUGACCCGAGCCAUUGAGGCCAUGGAGAAUCGCUACGGAGACAGUUUUGCAGUUUUUACGUUGUGUGAAACGCGCUGGAACUCAAUGCAGGCGUGCUUUGCGUCACUCCUACGCGCGCGCGGAGCUCUGGAAGACUUUGAAUUCUGGAACAAGUUGGAGAGCGCCGAGAAGGUUGUGCGACCUUUAUGUACUGCAUCGUUCCGCUUACAAAGAGAUGAGAAUACAGUCGCGGAUGUUGUUCGCUCAUACAUGGACGUGUACAUUGGUUUCGCUGCCACAGAGUGGAGUCAUGUUCUUGUGGAAUGUGUUGAGACUCGAUGGAACGCGUGUGAGCAGCCAUUGUUUAUGUUAGGAUAUUUUCUCCACCCUCGAUACGUAUCCGAAGCAAAAAAGUUGCCUUCAACUGUCCUUAUCCAGCUGGAUGAUAUCUGUCAAUUUACGCAAUACUACUACCGACGAUUUAUCGGAGACGAUGACAGCACCUUGCGUGGUGAUGUGUUCGAUUGGAUAGAGGGGAGCUAUACAACAAGCCGAGUGAUAGACUUCAGCUCGGACUUGGUUGUAAAAUUCUGGCAGUACGAAAGGAAGUCGAAGCCUAGCAGCAAGCUUCCGCUCUUGGCGCUCACCAUUCUGGCGAUAGCAGUAAACACAGCGACCUGCGAACGCCUCUUUAGUGAGCUUGCUCUCAUACACACGCCAAAGAGAAAUCAAAUGGCGACUGAGAAGACCCUGAAGCAUCAGGUCAUGCGUCAGUAUGUUCGCGAAAAGAAUCGGAGUGAAAAGUCGGCACCUACCUCAUCUAAAAAGCUGCUUCGGAUCAUUGAUCCACGUGAACGACCGCGACUGGCAACUCCUCAACCCUCAGCACAAUCUACUCCGGUCCAGGUCGCAGCCUCCAUAACAGGUGCACCAGUUCCUCAGGCUUGCACUAAUACCCCCGGUCACCUCCACCACGAAGCUGCAACUGCUUCGCCGGCUUUACAACGAACGUUGUUUCCUGCUGAAAGAGAAGGUGGCUCGAGUUUAGUGCGCAGCUCUUCUACACCAAGGUGUACCGCAACACCUGGACGUACACCGAGUGGAGGAUCGAUUGUCUGUCAGAAUGUUCCACCAGUUCGCUCUCCAAAUGACGGUACAAAUGCUCACCUUUCGACUCCUGUCACAAACUCCGGUCCUUCGCUGACAACCGAAAUGAACGCAGUCAGCCUUAGUGGAAGCCUGUUAGAAGAAUAUCUUGAUCAUUUUGACUGGGAAGAGUUUGGCGAUGACGGAGACGAAGAGACGAUUGGAGUGUGGGGCAGUAUUCUCAAUACGUCUAGAAUCACAAGUCAUGAAGGUAAUGAUGACGCAGAUGAAAGAAGUUUUGGAACUUACAAUGGUGGUGACCUAGAUGGUGAUGAAGACAAAAGUGCCAAUCAAGGCAACCCUGGAUGCAGUCGCGUCGGCACGUCGCGGUUCACAACAAAGCGAGGCACUUACGAGGACCUAAUUCCUGCUGCUGACAGACGGCCAUAUCCCGAGACGAAUGACCCAGCAUUUCCACAAGAAAAGAAAUUGACGGGGAUCCGGGCUCGAAAAACAUCGCUGGCCUCGCUUGUCGCUAAGUAG
This is a messenger RNA of Phytophthora nicotianae INRA-310, 2667 nucleotides long. RefSeq lists its product as hypothetical. Lineage: Eukaryota; Oomycota; Peronosporomycetes; Peronosporales; Peronosporaceae. Gene Ontology annotation, molecular function: protein dimerization activity. The transcript is spliced from 4 exons. The record is from RefSeq and is a predicted model, not a curated record. The coding region runs from base 1 to 2667 and encodes 888 amino acids.